Cryptomeria japonica (Japanese cedar) is the source of this 1084-nucleotide messenger RNA. RefSeq lists its product as uncharacterized. NCBI's taxonomy places the organism in Eukaryota, Viridiplantae, Streptophyta, Pinopsida, Cupressales, Cupressaceae. The transcript is spliced from 8 exons. The record is from RefSeq and is a predicted model, not a curated record. The coding region runs from base 94 to 909 and encodes 271 amino acids.
GGAUACAAGGAUAUAAGCAACCAGUGUACGUAAUUCCAAUUGGUUGGUUUAUUAUUAUGCAUCUUUAGGGACAGACAUCGAGAAUUCAUACAGAUGGAAAUUCUUCAUCAUUCUUCUUUCCUGAGGUGCGGAACAUCUACCUUUCCAAUUGGGCACUGGCUCAAGCAUUCAAAUCUAGAAAGGGGAAGAGGAGUAAAAUUGAGAGUGCAUUGCAAUUACAGUAAGAAGAAUGAAGAGAUAGGAAGUGCAGAAUGGUUUGCAGAGGCAAGUCCACUGGAAGUUUUGGGUGUGAAGGAUGAUUGCACGGAGGAUGAUAUCAAGGCAGCUUUUCGAGCUAAGGUAAAAGAAUUCCAUCCAGAUGUUUAUAAAGGUCCAAGCAAUGCAAGUACCAUUGUUCAGCGUGUGAUACAAGCAUAUGAGAUGGAUUGCAUGGUCAUGCCUUUUUGGGAGGUUCUCAUGAUGCGUGUUUCUAAAGGAGAGUAUAUUCGGAGGAAAAAUUCAGAUCCAUUUGAGGAACCAGAAUGUGAGGCAUUGGAUAUUUUUGUAAACGAAUUGCUUUGUAUAGGCAAAGCAGGAUGCCUAUAUUCAUGUGUGAAACGAGCACCUCAAGCCUUUUCAUAUGCUCCUGAGACGGGAUGUGCACGUGCCAUCUCUCAAGGACAAGGUGACGAUUACCAAGUCCAACUUGCAGUGGGGCAAUGUCCCAGGAAUUGUAUAUACUAUGUCACUCCUGCUCAAAGGAUUAUAUUGGAUGAAUUACUUCAAAGGGCUUUGAAUGGAACCUAUUUGUCAACUGAAGCAAGCUUGUUGGAGUCACUAAUUGCUCGUGCCAAUUUUGAGAAUAAUAGAUAUCAAGGUCACCCAAAAAGGAAGGCAAAGCACAGUACAGAAUGGGUGGACUGGUUUUGACUCAUCAUAAACAAUAGGAGGAUCUAUUACUGCUUUGAACAAAACUUAUUUCAUGACACUAGUAACUCAAUCAAAUGUUGCAUUUUAACAUUAUUCAAAUUAUCCCAGUAGGUUAAGAAAAACACCUGUCUAUGAUCAUACCCUUUUUUGUCAUUAGUAAACACUUGUUGCAUCA